Paramisgurnus dabryanus is the source of this 4194-nucleotide messenger RNA. NCBI's taxonomy places the organism in Eukaryota, Metazoa, Chordata, Actinopteri, Cypriniformes, Cobitidae. The record is from RefSeq and is a predicted model, not a curated record.
UGUUGCAUCAUCUCUAGCGCGGAGCGGAACAGUCAGUCUCUCGUAACAGAGCGAGGUGAAAUGGCCGCUUGAGCAGUGAUGCACGUCAAUCGCAGUUCUAAAGUUAAGAAAGAUUAAAAGAGAAGUUGAGCUGAUUCGUCUGGUAAAACUGAUUCCCUUGAUACAUCGAAAUCGUUUCUGAUUGUUGUCGAUUUAUUUUUGGUAAGUGAGCUCAUAAAUCCUCCCUAUUUAGCUAUAUGAUUUGUGUAUUUUCAAUCUUUUGUGGAGUUGAGUGUUCUUAAAUAAUACUGUGAUGUAUAUAUCUUGUGAAAUAUGUUGAUAAAUGAGUUUAUAUGUAAAUUUAUCACUUAAAUAUGCUGUUGAUCUGCUGUUUACAAAUGUUUAUAUCCAUUUUCUAACUUUGUGAAUGUGACAAGUGUAACGUAGCUCACGUGGAGUUUUUGCUAACCAUGCGGGCCACGUGCUACGAGCUACGAGCUAAUUGAGUGCACAUUCGUCACUUUAUGACAUUAUUCUUCAUUAAUAGUUAUAUUUCUGUUGAAAUAUAUGAAAAAAGAGAAAAAUGUGUAAAAUGUGUAGCAUUUUAAAGCAUUUAAUGUGUUGAAAGUGAUCAUUUGAAAUAUUAAUGUUGUUAUAUGAAAAUUAAUUGUGAUUUUCUGCCUUGUUUUUGCAAGGUUGGGUUUUUUUUUCCUCUCUUUUGUUUUCCCUCUCCAUCAUCUUGUUCCUGGUCCUUUUACAUCUCUCUGGAAACUGAACGAGGAUUCGUUCAGAAUCGUUUCUGCCAACAACGAGUAGUGCUCAGUAUUGGUGGAGACUGGCGAGCCAACCUGGUUUUCUCGAGCUUGUAUAUUUGAUUGUUUCUUCAAAGUGGUAGGAUCUCACUUAUUCUGUGAACAAGAACUGUGUUUUCCCUUUUGCAUUUUUCAUCUUGGAACUGUGUGUUUGCGCUCCUUACACUAACUGAACAUUGAAACAGGAGUACGAAGGAACACUGAGUUAAACUCUUGUUAAGUUGCUUGAGUUUAUUCCAAAGACAUUCCAGUCGGUUGAAAAGGACUCUGAUUCUGUGUCAUUUUGCACUUUAUUGGGCAUUGUUUCUGCUGUUAUUUUGUUAUUUUUUGUUUUAUUCGUUUUCUUCUAUUGAAGCUGUUCUGAAAAGAGAGCACAAGUUGCUAUGAAGCUGUGAUUUGUGUAAAUGGGACAUACCAUCUGUUUGUAAAAGAAAAGUGUGUUCAAAGGUAUACAGCUAACCAAACCAAGCUAGAAAAUUGAACUGAGUGAAUUAGGAAUACUAAAGUUAAUUAAAUAAUAGAACAAAAUAAAUAACUAAAUUCAUAGUAGCAAAUUAAAUAUACUAAAUACAUAAAUAUUUUAUACAUAACUAAGGAAAUAAAUAACACACAAAGAGUCAAUAACUGAACGGUUUCAUUUAAAGGAGUUUAUUAACAAAGGGGUGUUAUUGUGAAAUACAUUAUUGUUUAAUUCACUGCUUUUUGUUUUGUCCCUUGUUUAUUUCAAGAAACAGUUUAAUACAAGAAAACAUAAAAAGAAAGAAAAUACUCACCUUUUAAAUCAUAGUUCUGUCUCUUGUCGUCUUUUCCCUUGUCGUGCUGCAACGCUGGCUCAAGAGCGAACAUAGACUUCUGAUCUGGUCCAAGGUAUUAGAAAGUGUGUUUUAUGAGACUGUAGUCGCGUGUGCUACAGAAAAGUUGGCGAGCCAGCCAGGAGCCAGUUCUUGCAGCGAGGGUAACUGUUAAGAAACAGAAAAGGGAAAUUUGUAAGACACAAGAAGCAAAUUAUCAAACUUGCAACCGUCGCAAUGGAAAUUGUGAAACAAGAGGACGUUAACGUGUCAAAUGCGCUCAUAGUUGAGGGCCUUACGUUAACUGAAACAGACAAUGAGCUAGAAAUGUACCUGCAGAGACAUGGUUCAAUCAACCGAACCAUAAUAAUUGAUAGCCCAGCCUCAGAGUUCCAUAGAAAUGCCAUCAUUGAGUAUAACCAUAACUCAGCAAUCCAAAGUUUGUCCCCUUCCCUACCCUUAACAUUAGGGAGCCUUUCUGACCCAGAUGUUACCUUCAGAGUGCGCGCCUUAGCUAAUGUCUACACUGAACCUGCUAACGACACUGCCACUGAAAGAUAUCUGGAAAACCUGAAAACCGUUGCCAAAGAGAGUAAAAGGCCCUUUCAAACGGUACUUCAAGAGGAGUUGUUGAAGCUCAGAGAAACCCACUCUGUUAACCAAGAUCCAGCAGAACCUCAGAGUGUAGGAGCUAUCGCUCCACCGCCGAUAAGUAGCUUCCAGACCCUCAGUCUGGCUCACCCAAAAGUGACAGAGACUCAAACCUCAGAACUUAAAAACCCAACCAAGAAUAACGUGACAUAUGUGUCUCCCCCCUCUCCAGAAACCACCACAGAUGGUGUUACUGUGACAACCAGUUCUGCUUUCCUCACAAACGUAGUGGACCCACCCAGUGUCCAGAGAAUGGUGGUUGAACACAUAGUGAAAACAGGCGACGCCACCCUGUCACAGCAAACCUCGGUCCGUCUGAGGGUUUUCUCAGGGAGAUCUCCUCGUCCUCCCAACGAGCCAGACUUUGACACUUGGCGUGCCAGUGUCGACUUCUUGUUAACCGAUCCUUCUAUCUCUGACUUGCACAGAACACGAAAAAUCCUUGACAGUCUCUUACCUCCAGCAGCCGACAUCGUAAAGCAUGUGCGCCCUCAAGCCUUACCUGCUGUGUAUCUUGAGCUGUUAGAGUCCGUGUAUGGUUCCGUUGAGGAUGGAAAUGAGCUGCUGGCCAGACUAAUGAACACCCUACAAAAUCAGAGUGAGAAACCAUCAGACUAUCUGCAUCGUUUACAAGUCCUUCUGAGUGCAGUGAUCAGACGAGGUGGUAUAGCAGAAAGUGAACGUGAACGUUACCUUCUGAAGCAGUUCUGCAGAGGGUGUUGGAAUGAUCGCCUCAUUGCUGAUCUUCAACUUGAAAGAAGAGAAACUCAACCUCCCACCUUUGCCGAAUUAGCAGUACUCAUUCGAACCCAAGAAGACAAACAUGCCUCUAAGGAGGAACGGAUGAGGAAACAUCUUGCGAUGACAAAACCACAAAAUGCCUAUCCUAAGUCACGGGCGAUCUCUAACAAUGUGUCUGCCUGUCCAUGUGACGUGCCCAAUUCUGAUAGCUCUGAAACCAGUGUUCUGAAGAAACAAAUUGCUGAAAUUCAAGCACAAGUUACCGCUUUGAAGCAGUCUCCUGAUCAAAAGAGAACAAAGAGUCAUUCUGAGAAUGCAGAGCUGACCGCUUUAAAGAAAACUGUGGAAGAGUUAUGCACACAAGUAGCCUUGAUGAAAGCAUCGGUUGCACAGGGAUUAAGACAAAACAAUGAUGAGUCAGAAAUAGCUAGGCUUCAGCGUCAAGUAGCGGAGCUGCAAAUUCAAAGUACUGCUUACAAAGUACCUCGAACUUCAAACACGCAAAGACCACUUGAAACAGAUAUGAACAAAAGUCCAAGGAUGGGACCACUGAAAGUUAAUAGACCACGACCCUGGUACUGUUUCCGAUGCGGAGAAGAUGGACACUUGGCCAUUAAUUGCGAGAAUGCUGCAAAUCCUUCCAAAGUUGAGGAGAAGCAACUCCAGUUAAGAGAACAACAAAGACAAUGGGACUCUCAACAUGGAAGGCCUGCCCAGCCUUUAAACUGAAAGGGGUCUCUGUAGAGGGGCAUAUGGAGACCAGACGUUCAGACUGUCGCCCUGAAUGUUACAAACAUGAUGUGAAUAACCAUGAUAUACCACCAUUGAAACGCUUGCCCGAGGGGUUAGUGGGAAUUAAAUGCACAGCAAAGGUCACCAUCGAAGAGAGAGAGGUAGAUUGUCUGUUGGAUACAGGAUCACAGGUGACUACGAUCCCCCAGUCAUUUUAUGAGACAAAUCUCCCAGACAUCCCUUUGAAACCACUGGAAAACUUGCUGGAAGUAGAAGGAGCCAACGGACAGGCUGUGCCUUAUUUAGGUUACAUUGAGUUGACUCUAAAAUUUCCUAGGGCAUUUGUAGGAACUGAAGUUGAAGUCCCCACCCUAGCCUUAGUGGUGCCAGACCUAACAAGCUUUUCCCAAGUUCUUGUAGGGACCAACUCCUUAGAUGUGCUGUAUAGCAAAGUUGCUAAAGAAAGUAGGCAUAACCCCCAGUCAAGC